AUGUGGUACAUGCUGAAUUUUGACGUGCUUACCCCACUAGAUAAUAUCACAACAGUCCGCCCACUCGCAAAAUCUCUCUUCAAGUCGCUCUUUAGCUCGUCGGAGAUAUUUGGCCAAAUCAGAGACAAGAUUGGCCUUCUCGUAGCCGUUCUUGAUGGGACCGAGGAGCAUACGCAGGGCGUCCAUACAGAUACUGAACAGAUCCCCGGAUUGAAAGAAGCAUUGGAUCAUCGCAUGAAAAUUGAGCGAAUGUUGAGGGAUUUCAUGAAUGAAAUACGUACCGGCAAGCGCGAAUCGUCGACCUUGUCAACCGUGUCACUUUCAGCAGACGAGAAAGAGGAGUGGAGGCAACUUCGCAAGGAGCUACAGAGCAUCGGCAUUACUCCCGAAAUAUUUAACGAGAUCGGCUGCUUGAAACAGAAGCAGCCGACGGAGGAAGAAUCUUUUCUAGGCCCUCCUUGCGACGUUGCCGGUGGUUCUUUGAAAUCGGACAGCCAGGGUGACAUGGUGGCACUACCACAACAAAUUCGACCCAUUGCUAUUCCCGUCUCUGCAGCACAGCCCCAUGCAUCGUCCAAUAGUGCUCCGGUCGCAGAAAAGUCAAAUGAAAUGGUCUAUGAGGGUUAUACAUUCUUCAAAGCGGAUCCAAUCAACGGGACAAAGGCGACAUGGAUAUAUGUGGAACGGACUCGCAUAUGCCUCCCUCAAAAUGAAAUCUCCAUUAAGGUUCAGAAAAGGGCUCAUAGAAAAUCUGCAGCCCAGCAGUAUCAAGACUUAUCCGAUACUCACCAAGGUCAUGUUGAUCAACGGAUUCAUGAACGUCAGAAAGGCGAUCCCUCUGUCGAAUGGAUGUGCGUUUAUGUAAAAGAGCGCGAGAGACCUACGAAUCGGGAUAGAAAGUUUAUCUACUUCGCCAGCCAGCUGGACGAAACGACCUGUAUUGAAAAGCCAUCAUGCUUCAGUCCUUAG
Molecule: messenger RNA, 969 nt
Organism: Penicillium longicatenatum
Lineage: Eukaryota; Fungi; Ascomycota; Eurotiomycetes; Eurotiales; Aspergillaceae
Exons: 3
Coding region: 1-969 (322 amino acids)
Source: RefSeq, a predicted model, not a curated record